Molecule: messenger RNA, 606 nt
Organism: Verticillium dahliae VdLs.17
Lineage: Eukaryota; Fungi; Ascomycota; Sordariomycetes; Glomerellales; Plectosphaerellaceae
Exons: 3
Coding region: 1-606 (201 amino acids)
Source: RefSeq, a predicted model, not a curated record
AUGCACUUCUCUACCGUUCUCGCCGGCUGCGGCACCCUGCUAAGUUUCGCUCUCGCGUCUCCGACUUCUCCACUGCUCGCCGCUCGUGAUGAAACUGUCAGCUUCACUGUCUUCACUGAUAGUAAUGGCGAGAUCGAGUCGUUCAGAAAUGCUCAAGCUCUGGGCGUCGACAUUUACGGCCCCAUCCCCGACGACGGUGUCGUUCAUGCCGACCAUGUCACGGCCGAGCCUGGCACCAAGGCCUGGGCCUGGAUCCGCGCCCAAGCCGACAUUGACUGGACCAAGGUGUCCAAAGACAAGCGGGACGCGGUGCUGAAGAGGCAGGGAUGGGCGAACAUUGGGAUCGGCAUGUAUGCCCAGGACAACUGCGGAGGCCAGGCCUCGUACUUUGACAAUGUAGAAUAUGGCACUCAUCACUUUGAUGUCGUCAACUACUACAGCAUUGGCAUCACCUAUCGUGGCCUGCGCGACGGCGAGACGCUUGGCACCUUCCGCCAGGCAGGCGAUGACUGGUGCGGCACGUUUGUCAAUAACAUCGCACAUGACUCGAACCCUGGUUGUGGUGCCGUUGGCCCCAUCAACUGCUUUAUCCUCACCCUCAGCUAA